AGCCGAUCCCUCUAGAAAAACCCCUAAAAGUAAUGGCAGUAUUACACUUACGCCACUUAACUCAUCACUCUCUUCUUUCAACUUCCAAACUCCAUCAUCAUUUCCGUUUCUCUCCUCUCAAAUCCCCUCGCUUCUCCUGCUCAGCCUCUGCUUCAAGCACAAUGGCUAAACAAGUUUUGGUGCCGAUCGCGAACGGGACGGAGCCGAUGGAGGCGGUGAUUACGAUCGACGUGAUUAGGAGAUCGGGAGCUGACGUCACGGUGGCUUCCGUCGAGAAAGAGCUUCGCGUUGACGCUUGCCACGGUGUUAAAAUUGUUGCUGAUGCUCUCGUCGCUGAUUGUAAGAAUACCGUUUUCGAUCUUAUCGCGCUUCCUGGAGGCAUGCCUGGUGCUAGCAACUUUAAAGAUUGUGGAGCUCUUGAAAGCCUUGUGAAAAAGCAGGCUGCAGAUGGGCGGCUUUAUGCUGCCGUGUGUGCUUCACCUGCAGUUGCGCUUGGUUCAUGGGGUCUAUUGAAGGGACUGAAAGCUACCUGUUACCCAUCAUUUAUGGAGCAACUGCAAUCAUGUGCAACAGCUGUUGAAUCAAGAGUUCAGCAGGAUGGCAAAGUUGUAACAAGUCGUGGACCUGGCAGUACCAUGGAAUUUGCUGUAACACUGGUUGAGCAAUUGUAUGGAAAAGAGAAAGCUGAUGAAGUUUCUGGGCCAUUGGUGAUGCGUCCUAACCAUGGUGAUGAGUAUACAAUAACAGAGCUGAAUCCUCUGGAAUGGAAAUGCAAUAAUGUUCCGCAGGUUCUUGUACCAAUUGCUGAUGGCUCAGAAGAAAUGGAAGCAGUUAUGAUCAUUGACAUUCUGCGUCGAGCAAAGGCAAAUGUUGUGGUGGCCUCUGUUGGAGACAAUCUUGAAAUUCUGGCUUCUAGGAAAGUUAAAUUAGUGGCAGAUAUGCUUCUUGAUGAAGCUGCUAAACUUACAUAUGACCUUGUAGUCUUGCCAGGAGGACUUGGUGGUGCCCAAGCAUUUGCUAAAUCUGAUAAGCUGGUGAACUUGUUAAAAAAGCAAGCGGAAUCAAACAAACCAUAUGGAGCUAUAUGUGCAUCUCCAGCUUUGGUGUUGGAGCCUCAUGGUUUACUCAAGGGCAAAAAGGCCACAGCUUACCCUGCAAUGUGCGACAAGCUAUCAGAUCAAAGUCAUAUUGACAACAGAGUAGUGGUGGAUGGCAACCUCAUUACAAGCAGGGGCCCUGGAACUUCCAUGGAGUUUGCACUAGGAAUCGUGGAGAAGUUUUUCGGACGCCCAAAAGCCUUGGAGUUAGCAAAAGGACUGCUUGUUGUACGCCAGUAGAUGAACUAGUAUGAGCGUUUGGUCCUGCCCAUGUUACCGUAUAGCCUGCUAUGAGACUAUAUAUGAGAAUAUAAAAGUUGAGUAAGCACUCUGCGGUUUUAUGUACGAUAAGUUUGUUCCUUGUUGAUAAAUAAAUGAGUGUUGGAACAAGCUGAGCAAAAUGAACACCUUUGGUUCAUCUGUGAUGGCAUCCUUUGUCAAAUAAUAGUGGUUUUAAUUCUUCAGCAA
Messenger RNA from Gossypium raimondii (Peruvian cotton), 1565 nucleotides. RefSeq names its product protein DJ-1 homolog B. Lineage: Eukaryota; Viridiplantae; Streptophyta; Magnoliopsida; Malvales; Malvaceae. Gene Ontology annotation, molecular function: protein deglycase activity. Gene Ontology annotation, biological process: protein deglycation, glyoxal removal; guanine deglycation, glyoxal removal. The record is from RefSeq and is a predicted model, not a curated record. Gene Ontology annotation, cellular component: nucleus; cytosol. The transcript is spliced from 8 exons. The coding region runs from base 33 to 1337 and encodes 434 amino acids.